AUGGCGGCGCCCACUAAAAAGUUUCGGUGAAUGAAGAAUUAAGUUGGUUUGCUCACAGGUGGUACACUUUCUUAGAAAUGGAAGAUGAUGUGCAGUCGCUUGAUGAAAUCAGAGCAGAAAAACAAAUUGAACUUCAUCUUUGCAAAGGAAAGAUACUUGUGUGGGAUGCGGAUGAUGUGAAAUUGCUGAGGCAGACUCAUCACAUCGUGGGUUCCCUGGUUGGUUCGCUACCACGGUCACCAAGGCAGAAUGCUCAGCUGGGUCUUCCUUUACAGCUAAUGCCAGAGGAGGCUGCUGUGCUUAUUGAGUAUGCAGAUGUUGCAAAGAUGGUGAAUGUGAAAAUAAAAGAUCCGUCAGCUGACAACGUCACAUCAUUUGAAGAGGCAAGACAGAAAAGCUUCUGUGAACAGCAAACAAUGUGGGAUACAGUAAAUGCCAAAAAGAAGCAGGACUUUGCCAACAUCAUCGCUCUUGGAAGGACCACUAAGAAACAUCGACGGGCGGAGCGAGCCAAGAAGCAGAAAAGGGGAAAAGCUUCCUCUUCAGUGGAAUCAAGAGGCGAUAGCACUGUGAGAUGUGCCAGUGAUUCAUAUAAAUUACUUGAGGAAGACGGAGCAACAAGGAAGAGGAGGAAGAUUCAAGAUGAUUUCAGUGUCGUGGCAGAAGUGGAAAACCAGGAAGGGUCCUCAGCUCCUAGCUUAGCUACGUGUUAUGCUGAGCAAGCUGAAGAUGUCACCAGUGAAAAUGCAGAGAGUACUCGUAGCAGACUGGAAAGCUUCUUGAGUAACAUGGAAUCUAGUCAGUUAUCUCCAGCUGAUUGUGCAAGGACUAAUGACAGUGAUGCUGAUAAGAACAUCCGCAGAGAUGUGGAGACUGUCAAGUUGGAUGCAGUUAAAGGUGGACUGCGAGAAAUCAAGCCUUUCCUUGAGGUGGAUUCAAAUGUUGCUGAUAACAGUACUGUGGGUCAUAUUCAAAAGGAUGUACAUAUAGAUGAGGUCAAAGAAGAAGAAAAACCUAGCACUGUUACAGAUGGAUCACCAAAGGCAAGAUUGACAAUAUCACAGCAAAGCAUGGAGGAUGAUUUUUGUAGUGACUUGCUGCCAUCUGAGCAGCAAUGCGGAACAAGUGGUCCCCCGGGGGUUGUGUCCGACCCCGGCCCAAACACGGCGACAGACACAUCAGGCCCGGCACCUGCUCCGCUCUCAAGUCCUGAACAUAGACCUGAUGAUGGAGAUGUGUUCAAGAAACCGCCUGACCCUCGCCCCUGUUCUGGCUACCUUGUUCACAUCGUCACAGCCUCACCUUCCACUCCAAGGGAGGAGGUGACAGAGUGGAUGUACCCAACGUCACAGCAGGAGCUGUUGAAAUACAGAGUCUUCCGAGAUCUCUGGGAGAUGGGCUACUAUCUCACGUCAGGUUGCAAAUUCGGUGGCGACUUUCUGGUGUACCCAGGUAAACAUUGCCGAUGAAUAAAUCAGGGAGCAUUGUAAAACGCAGGAAACCUUUGCAGGGGGCACUACUUCAUACAGCAAUGUGAAGACCCAAAAUCAGUGUGAAAUAACCUUUCUCUUUUCGUCCUCACUCAAGGUGGCCCUUUGGACUUUCUUGAAACAGUAUAUAUGUGCUUUGCAAAUUGGUUGGAGACUUUAGGAAGGCUGAUUUUCCCAACAAGAAAAAUGCAUUUCUCUCCAAUAAUAAAUUUUACCCUGCGCAGAGUGAGUGGCCUCUUUUGGUGAGUCCACUGGAGCUAAUUAACGUGUAAAAAUUUUUUGUUGUACAAGUGCAACGACUAUUUACAUGUAUCUUAUCCUACCCCUGUACAUGUUGA
Messenger RNA from Acanthaster planci (crown-of-thorns starfish), 1828 nucleotides. Its product is annotated as tRNA-splicing endonuclease subunit Sen34-like. Gene Ontology annotation, molecular function: nucleic acid binding; tRNA-intron lyase activity. NCBI's taxonomy places the organism in Eukaryota, Metazoa, Echinodermata, Asteroidea, Valvatida, Acanthasteridae. Gene Ontology annotation, biological process: tRNA-type intron splice site recognition and cleavage; tRNA splicing, via endonucleolytic cleavage and ligation. The record is from RefSeq and is a predicted model, not a curated record.